Molecule: messenger RNA, 517 nt
Organism: Oryctolagus cuniculus (rabbit)
Lineage: Eukaryota; Metazoa; Chordata; Mammalia; Lagomorpha; Leporidae
Source: RefSeq, a predicted model, not a curated record
AUGGCCAGCGGGCUGGUGCUGGACCUUGCGCCUGAGACCAAGCCUGUCAUUCACUGGAUUAUGGAUAUUCCUUUUGUGCUCUCUGCCAAUCUCCAUGGAGGAGACCUUGUGGCCAAUUAUCCCUACGAUGAGACCAGGAGUGGAAGUGCUCAUGAAUACAGCUCCUGCCCAGAUGAUGCCAUUUUCCAAAGCGUGGCUCAGGUGUACUCCUCUUUCAACUCAGUCAUGUCUGACCCCAACCGGCCACCCUGUCGCAAGAAUGAUGAUGACAGCAGCUUUGUAGAAGGCACAACCAACGGUGGUGCCUGGUAUAGUGUGCCUGGCGGGAUGCAGGACUUCAAUUACCUCAGCAGCAACUGUUUCGAGAUCACGGUGGAGCUCAGCUGUGAGAAGUUCCCACCCGAGGAGACCCUGAAGAGCUACUGGAAGGAUAAUAAGAACUCCCUCAUCAGCUACCUUGAGCAGGUAAAUGCAGUCCCCAGCAUGCAAUGGGAGAUUCAGGAGCAUUUACACUGGU